AUGUCGGACACGUCGCUUUCAUUCCGAGCGCUCAAACUCGCGAAUGAGCAGCGGACCAUGUAUGGCCUGCGAUACAACGAUCACAAUCGGUACCGGAAACACUGUGCUAACAGGACCCACCGCCUGCGGUCGACAUUAAAGCUGACGCACGGGAAAGGCCGCGAGUUCAAAAAGCUGCCCGUGGUUCCUCAGGCCAGCAUCCAGGACGGACAUCUCCAGCUCCAGCUCUACGAAGCGGAGCGCGCAUGGGCGUACUCACAGGAACUGAGCACCCUCUCCGCGCAGCCCACAAAUGAAGGGAAUGCUAGCUCUUUACGACAUAGCGCCACGGGCCGCUUCCGCCGUGCCGUUCACUGGUCGACUCGGCUGCUCUCCCAGUGCCAAACUCUCUUCGCCGCGUCGCGUCUCACCGCCCAAAGCCUUCUGGAGAUCACCGCCUACACCCUCAUUCUCAACGGGCGCUUCCUGAAGUAUCGCGAUGAGUUUGAGGAUGCGCUCGUCCAAUUGAGCGUCGCGAGGGGGAUCCUCGACGAGCUGGCCAACAUGGCCGUGACCAGCAAGGACCAGGCCCUGGCCGUCUAUUUUGCGGACGAAAUUGGCCCGGAGAUCAGGUACUGCGCGCACGAACUUGGCCGUGCUAAGGCGUACGACGUGGACGGCAUCGUCGCCGAGUUUUCGUCGCAGCACAAGAACCAGAUCGUGGAGGGCUAUGACGGCCUAGUGGCCAAGUUGAAGAGCGAAGGGGAGGUCGUCGCUAAGGACCAGGCGAAGAAGAAGCUGGGGACGCUUAUGUGGGAAGGCGAGCCCGUGCCGAUCCGCAACCCGGAGCUUGUCGACGUGCUGCUGAAGGUACAGGAGGGCGAGGCGAAGCUGAGGCAGGAAAACGCGAGCGUGUCGGAAUCAGCUGACGCCGGCGAUCAGACGAGGAGGGAGAAGAGGGCAAAGGGGGGCAAGUCGAAGCGUGGCGUGGCGGCCUAUGACAGCAUCCUGCUUGCCCUCAGCGAUGCGGAAGACGUCGCGCGGAAAUUAGUCGAGUCGCAGCAGCUCAGCGGGGCUGGAACGAGUUCAUCGGCAGCUGGCACACGGGACGUGCAGUUCGUACACGCCUACAUCGUGUACCAGCUCCUGUCCCGCCGCAUCCAGCGCGAUCUCCUCCUCGUCUCGACCUUGCUCUCGCAAGCCACCCGCCGGCCGGCCCACGCGAAGAACAAGGCCGAGCGCCCCAGCAAGCAGCCGAAGGAGCAAGUCGACUCGCGGCUCUACCCGGCGCUGGUCAAGCUCCUCGACACCGUCCUGCAGAGCCUGAACCAGAUGCGCACCCUGUCGAUCGUCGACGAGAGCCCGGACCUCUCGACCGCCGUCGACGCACGGAUAUCGUUCACGAGCACCCGCAGGUGUCUGUACCUCGCGCACUGCUACGCGCCCGCCAAGCGGUACGCCGAGGCCCUCGCGCUCGUCCAGCACGCGCGCAUCCACCUCCGCGAGACGCGCUCCGUGCUCUCCACGAUCGACGUCGACCCCAUCGCCGCCGCCAGCGCGCCCUUCUUCUCGCUCUCCCCCUCCGCCGACCUCGACGCGCUCGAGGGCGCGCUCGACGCGGACGGCCUCCGCUUCCGCACCGCGUGGUUCCUCCACAACGGCGGCGCGCUCGACGCGGACGCCGCGGCGCACAAGAAGCCGCUCUUCUUCGACGUCGCGCUCAACUACGUGCAGCUCGACAUGGACCGGCUGCAGGAGCGCGCCGGGAAGAAGCCCGUCGUCGUCGUCGUCGCCGCCCCGGUCGCCGUGCGGGCCCAGCCGCCCCCGGAGAAAAAGCCGGUCGCGAGAGCGAAGCUGGAAGAGCAGCGCGCGCCGACGCCCGAGCCUACCGCAUCUGCCAAGGGAGGACUGAGCAGUUUAUUAGGGGGCUGGUGGGGGAGGCAGUGA
Heterobasidion irregulare TC 32-1 is the source of this 1926-nucleotide messenger RNA. RefSeq lists its product as uncharacterized. Lineage: Eukaryota; Fungi; Basidiomycota; Agaricomycetes; Russulales; Bondarzewiaceae. Gene Ontology annotation, cellular component: signal recognition particle, endoplasmic reticulum targeting. The record is from RefSeq and is a predicted model, not a curated record. Gene Ontology annotation, biological process: SRP-dependent cotranslational protein targeting to membrane. The transcript is spliced from 6 exons. Gene Ontology annotation, molecular function: 7S RNA binding; endoplasmic reticulum signal sequence receptor activity; signal recognition particle binding. Bases 1 to 1926 code for a protein of 641 amino acids.